This is a messenger RNA of Thalassophryne amazonica, 1735 nucleotides long. RefSeq lists its product as uncharacterized. The record is from RefSeq and is a predicted model, not a curated record. Bases 110 to 1471 code for a protein of 453 amino acids. NCBI's taxonomy places the organism in Eukaryota, Metazoa, Chordata, Actinopteri, Batrachoidiformes, Batrachoididae. The transcript is spliced from 10 exons.
UCAUCACAUGACCUAUAUUGACCAAUGACAGAGACGUUACGUACCAUUAAUAACCACUGCUUUUCUUCGCGGUUUGUAGCGUUCAGAGAGGAAACUUUCUUACGCGGACAUGUUCCUGUUUUUGUUGACUGUUUGCUGCUUCUUCUUGGGAUUAUCUGCAUUUGGAUACCAAGAAGUGUGCUAUGGCAAUACUUAUAAAUUUCCACUUGACUAUGUGCCACCUUUGUUCAUGGGGAAGGUGUUCUUCACAUCAAGUAAAAGUGGAGCAUCCAAGAAGUUGGUGAUUGAUAAAGGAAAGGCAGUGGACCCACGUUACAAGGUGACCUCCACAUCCGUGUCGCUGCCAGAUCUGACAGAAAGCGAUGAUGGGACUUUUUCAAAAAGUCAGUCAAGCCGUACCAUUAGACUGAAAAUUGUGGAUUGUUCUGAAGAAAUCUUGAAGACCUAUGGAGAAGACCUCUACUAUGAUAUUUCCAGGCAGUCUGAGUUCUUGGAGUUUACGCCAACUCGCAGUCUUGACCAGCCAAAAGUCCUGUGGAAUCAAACCAGUACUCAGUCCAGAAAGACAGACAGGGUUUGGGUGAGGUUUAAUUCCUGGGAGAUGAUUAAGCUGUCUCAGGCAGACAACGGCUACUACAACUUCAGGAGGAAAGACAACACUUUGCUGUCUAGGAUAAAACUGACAGUAAGAGAGAAGAUUGAAAACUUUAUAUUAAUGGAAGAGGAUUCUCUCACAAUCACACUUCCUCUGGAGUGCACCUCAUGCACAAUGAGCUAUAGCAGAAGGGGGGACACAGAUACCCUGGUGGUGAUGAAGGCAGGGCACGUGGUUCAAGAUGGGCCAUUCAAGGAGAGAAUUUGGAUGCAUGGCUCAGAUCAGAUAGAGAUCGAGUCCCUGAAAACUACAGACUCUGGCCAGUUUGAAGUCAGAGAUCAGGAUGGCAACUUGGCCCUUCUUUUGGAGUUGAAUGUACGAAGCAGGGUAGAAGCUAUAUCUCCAGCUGUUUAUGUUGGCAUUCCCAUCACCAUUCUCUUCGUGUUGUUUUUCUGCUGUUGUUGCGUGAAGAAGUGCUGUUGUAAAAAAGGGUCUUCAAAAAGAGAGCCUGCUGUUCAAACUCUUGCAGUGCGUUAUCAAGAUGCAAAUCAAGACACAGGGCCAAGUCACGUACCUCCACCAUAUUCUUCAGUUUAUUCUUAUCCUUGCAACACCAUCAGAACUACAGAAUCUGCAUCCAGUUCUACUGAGCUACCGGUAGUUGGAGUGCUCAGUCCAACAGAAAUUCACAUGAGCUCCCAUCCACCUGAGGUUGCAGCUACAGGACAGCAACAUGCUGCUCCAGUUGUCCCUGACUUUGGCUGUUCCUCUUUGGACUCUGAGCCAAAGUUUGAGCUGAAAGGACUGCACUUUCCUCUGAGUUCAGAGGCAACAUUUUGUGAUGUUUAUACCUCAGACAAACUCAACUUCCUUUAAUUACUACACUAGAAAUGUCAAUGCAGCUUAAUUCUCUAUCUCACUCGCUCAUCUUCAACGGCUUACUCCAAUUAAGGGUCACGGUGGGCUGGAGCCUAUACCAGCAGUCAUAGGGAGUGAGGUACACAAGACACCACUCUGUCGCAGGGCUACAUAUAGACAGACAAACACAUUCACACUCGCACACACACCUACGGACAAUUUGAAGUCUGCAGCCCACCUAACCUGCAUGUCUUUGGAUGUGGGACGAAGCCGGAGCACCUA